Molecule: messenger RNA, 4961 nt
Organism: Planococcus citri (citrus mealybug)
Lineage: Eukaryota; Metazoa; Arthropoda; Insecta; Hemiptera; Pseudococcidae
Product: leukocyte surface antigen CD53-like
Exons: 7
Coding region: 3820-4665 (281 amino acids)
Cellular component (GO): plasma membrane
Source: RefSeq, a predicted model, not a curated record
AUGGCGCGAUUCCGAUUUUUUUAAGGAGUCGUGAGAAUCGCAUGAAUCCGAUUCCGGAAUCGGAUUCCAUUUUCGAUUCACCUGACAGAUGAAUCGAAAAAUGUGAAAUCUGACUCUUUUCAAGCAGGAAUCGCAAAUGUAAUAUGAUUCGCGAUUCCGGUAAUUUGAUUCUCGCGACUCCGAUAUUUCGAUUCUCGCGACUCCGAUAUUUCGAUUCUCGCGACUCCUCAUUACGAUUCUCACGACUCCUCAUUACGAUUCUCUAGACUCUCACAAUGAACGAAAUCACCCAAAUUCAAAUUGGGCUUUUCUACAAUCCGCGGGUUGCAUACUCUCUGCCUGUUCUUAUCACUCCUGGUAGUCCUGGUAGGCAAAACAUUCCUCUGUGCUAUUAAAAAUACACGGAUUUCGAAGUUUUUAUGUAAAAAGUCCAACUUUUUCGAUUGUUCGCGGAUGCUGGUGAACUUGAAUGUGGUCUCAAAUUAAAGACAGUGGAAUUCCCUAUCGAUUGAUGUAUAAUUUUUAUCAUUUCGCGUAAAAAUAACGGUUUUAUGAAUACUUUUAUCCACCGUUUCUUCGUAAUGUCAACUUUGAACUAAAAAUACUCGAAAUUUCGAUCGAACACAUAGGUAUUUUACUAUAUCAAAAUGUUUGUAAUUUUAUUCUCUUUAAAAUGGGUGCUCGCCCAAAGCUCUACCUUUUACCGUUCAAAAGUUUUCGAAGUUUAAAGUUGCGGAAACAAGCUUCAAGCGGUAAGUAUUGAACUUUGAACUAAAGUUCUAGAUUAGGGAAGUAUACGCAUACGCCAUUUUGGUUCGACACAACGGAUGUAAACAACAUCAGAGCGUAUGUAUGUAUACAAUCUUACGAGUAAAAAAUGCAAUUUUUUCGAUUGUUCGCGGGUUCAGGUGAAUUUUUAAGUAGUUUCAAGCUAAAGACAAUGAAAUUUCCUAUCGAUUGAUGUUAAAUUUUUGUUAUUUCGCGAAAAAUUGACGAUUUUAUGAAUACUUCUAUUACCCGAUUUUUUCAUACUAUAUGUGUCAAUUUUAAACUAAAAAUACUCAAAAUCUUCAGUGAACACACAGGUAUUUUAAUAUAUCAAAAUGUUCGUAAUUUCAUCGUCUUUAAAAUGGGCGUUUAUCGAAAGCUUUACAUGCAACCGUUCAAAAGUUGUAGAAGUUUAAAGUUGCGAAAACAAUGCAAAAACCAACCGCGGAUGGUAAGUAUUGAACUUUGAACUAGAAUUACUCAAAAUUUUCAACGAACACAUAGGUAUAUUAAUACAGCAAAACGUUCGUUAUUUUAUCCUUUUUAAAAUGGGUCUUUACCGAAAGCUCUACCUUCUACCGUUCAAAAAUUCUUGAAGAUCAAAGUUGCGGAAAGUGUUCAAAUUGUGUUAUCACUGUUAUCAGUCACUUAGUGUUGAUUGUAGAACAUUUUCCGCAACUUUGAUCUUCAAGAAUUUUUGAACGGUAGAAGGUAGAGCUUUCGGUAAAGACCCAUUUUAAAAAAGAUAAAAUAACGAACGUUUUGCUGUAUUAAUAUACCUAUGUGUUCGUUGAAAAUUUUGAGUAAUUCUAGUUCAAAGUUCAAUACUUACCAUCCGCGGUUGGUUUUUGCAUUGUUUUCGCAACUUUAAACUUCUACAACUUUUGAACGGUUGCAUGUAGAGCUUUCGAUAAACACUCAUUUUAAAGACGAAGAAAUUACGAACAUUUUGCUAUAUUAAAAUACCUGUGUGUUCACUGAAGAUUUCGAGUAUUUUUAGUUUAAAGUUGACACAUAUAGUAUGAAAAAAUCGGAUAAUAUAAGUAUUCAGAAAAUCGUCAAUUUUGCGCGAAAUAACAAAAAUUUAACAUCAAUCGAUAGGAAAUUUCAUUGUCUUUAGCUGGAAACUACUUAAAAAUUCACCCGAACCCGCGAACAAUCGAAAAAAUUGCAUUUUUUACACCUAAGAUUGUAUGCGUACAUACGUUCUAAUGUUGUUUACAUCCGUUGUGUCGAACCAAAAUGGCGUAUGCGUAUACUUCCCUAAUCUAGAACUUUACUUUGAACUAAAAAUACUCGAAAUUUUGAUCGAACACAUAGGUAUUUUAUUAUUGCAAAAUGUUCGUUAUUUUAUUCUCUUCAAAAUGGUUCUUCACCCAAAGCUCUAGCUUUUACCGUUCAAAAGCUCUCGUAGUUUAAAGUUGCGGAAAGUGGUUAGUGAUCAACAGUUCAACACUAACGGCCAGUAAUGGCGGACGGAUUAACAUACUGAAUUAACCACUUUCCGCAACUUUAAACUACGAGAGCUUUUGAACGGUAAAAGCUAGAGCUUUGGGUGAAGAACCAUUUUGAAGAGAAUAAAAUAACGAACAUUUUGCAAUAAUAAAAUACCUAUGUGUUCGAUCAAAAUUUCGAGUAUUUUUAGUUCAAAGUUCAAUACUUACCGCUUGAAGCUUGUUUCCGCAACUUUAAACUUCGAAAACUUUUGAACGGUAAAAGGUAGAGCUUUGGGCGAGCACCCAUUUUAAAGAGAAUAAAAUUACAAACAUUUUGAUAUAGUAAAAUACCUAUGUGUUCGAUCGAAAUUUCGAGUAUUUUUAGUUCAAAGUUGACAUUACGAAGAAACGGUGGAUAAAAGUAUUCAUAAAACCGUUAUUUUUACGCGAAAUGAUGAAAAUUAUACAUCAAUCGAUAGGGAAUUUCACUGUCUUUAAUUUGAGACCACAUUCAAGUUCACCAGCAUCCGCGAACCAGGGCUUAAAACCACCAAAACCAAAUAAAACCACCAUAACCAUUGUUUUUAAUUGGUUUUAACCACUACCACAACCAUUUCAACUUCUUUUUGUAAAUUUCAAAAACAACAACAACAAAAAACCAAUAUAUUUGAAAAAAAUGAAAACCAAUUCAUUCAAAAACAACCAUUUGGGAAAAAAAUUUGAAUUGAAACAACCAAAACCACCAAAAAGUUGUGUUCUUUGGAGAAAACCACAACCACAACAACCAUUUCAAUUUUCAAAUGUAACCAUAACCAAUUACAACCAAUUCAUGAAAUGGUUCUUUUUGGUUUUUGCAAUUUUUUUUCAAUUUUUCCAGACUUGUGAUGUAAAUUUUCUGGUUUUUUGUCUCAAAUCAUACUUUUAGUAGUCCUGAAUUAGUUUUUGUAUAAAUUUAUUUGAAAAUCAAAAUUGUUUUUGAUAUCAAAACCAUCACAACCACCAAAACCAUUUGAAAAUUUGAAAUGGUUUUUGAUGUGAAAAACCACCACUACCGCAAAAAAAACUACUAUUACAGAACCAAAACCACAUCCACAACUUAUUUAAAAAAAUUGAAACCAUUUCAAAACCAGAACCAGAAAAACUUUGAAACCUAAACCUUAAAACCAAUUGGAACCGUUAUGGUUUGUGAUUGGAAAACCAAUUCAGAAACCAUAACCAAAAACCAUUUACUUUUGAGUCCUUUAAAAACCACCUACCACAACAACCAAUAAAAUCCAAAUGGUUUUAAGCCCUGCCGCGAACAAUCAAAAAAGUUGGACUUUUUACAUAAAAACUUCGAAAUCCGUGUAUUUUUAAUAGCACAGAGGAAUGUUUUGCCUACCAGGAGUGAUAAGAACAGGCAGAGAGACCAGAGAGUAUGCAACCCGCGGAUUGUAGAAAAGCCCAAAUUUCUUUUAUCUAAUUUUUGCCGGUUGGCGCUGAAAAAUGGUUGUGAAAGUGAAUCUGAAUGAUGAAUUUAGAAUUUAUCAUUGUUUUACUAAUAACAUGGAGUUGUGAUGGGAAUCUGGCUGGAGUCGUGAGAGGAAUCUGGUUGGAGUCGUGAGAGGAUCCUAAGAUGAGUCGUGAGUGGAAUCUGAAUCGGAGUCGCGAAAGGAAUCGGAAUCAAAAAUUACGAUUCGGAUUCGGAUUCCUAUAUCUGGCGAAUCUGAUAAGCGGAAUCGGGACUCAAAAUUUUGUGGAAUCACACCAUUUGGAAUCCGAUUCUCAAGCUCCUGGAAUCGCGCCAACUCUGGCUGGUACUCAGGUUUAUGGAUUAUUUUUACUGGUAUGCGGUCUAAUGAUAGUCAACGAUAUGAGAUUGUUUAGCCAUUUUUUAGAAAGCAGAAUGUUUUGGCCUCCUUAUUUCAUAACUUUCAAUGGAUUUAUGAUGGCAUUACUCGCUUUAUUCGGUUUAUACGCAACGUACAACAGGAAUUACAAAUUACUGGUAACAUUCGCCAUUUCUGCUCUCAUCGUGUUACUAGUUGAAAUAGCCAUCGUUACCACCGUUUCGACGGAAAUAUCGGAUUACAAGGAAAAUAUCAAGAGAACCAUGGAACCAUCAUUGCAGGCCUAUCCUUUUCAAAAUAUCGAUAGGAAAGCAUGGAGUUAUAUUCAAAGAAAACUUAAAUGCUGCGGGAUCGAGAGACCGCAAGACUGGGGCGUAAUUUACGCCAGAAGCCAAGUACCAGCUUCUUGCUGCGCUAGAGUUCCUGACCAGGCUGAUGCUUUAUGCAUAAUUUCACCAGACCCAGAAAUCAUACAUCAGUACGGUUGUCAUCAAAUUUUAGUCAAAAGGUUAAACGAUCAUUGGUCCGUUCUUUCACUUUUGGCUGCUCUGGCUGCAUUACUUCAGGUUGUUAUUUUGGUAUUGUCAAUUCUCAUGGCAUUCUUGGUGAAACGAGAAAAACGAGCAAGGUAAAGGGAAAAACAAUGAUUAAGAAACGCACGAUUUCGAAGGGACUUGCUAUCUAACCUAAAUCCAAGACUGCCAUUGGAAGCUCCAGCAAGAAGGGAGCAACUCAGAUAUUUACUCGAGGUUCUUAGAUGAAACAUCGCUUCCCAUUACCUGACACUUUUUUGAAAUUGAGUAGAUGAAUAGGUAUCAACAUCAACCGUGUAGCUCUGACAUGCUCUUACUGAAAUAUUGUUGUCUAGGACUGGUUUUUUUAUUCGAAUAAUUUUUUUUUUACGAAUUACAAUCAUAUUUCUGUACAA